CCGGCAGCUCCAGCUUUUGCUGGCGGGCAGCGGGAAUUGCUUGUCCCGCGCGCUCCUCCAGAAUGGACAAAUUGCAUGAGACGUUGAUAAAUAUGGAAGACACUUUGGGUUCGGAGCACUCUGUCUGCUUAUCCUCCUGGGACUGGAAGAACACAGCUGGGGCUUUCGAGCUGCACUCCGUCUCCUCUCCACACAGCUUAUCCCCAACGCCGUCCUUCGAGUCUUACUCCUCGUCCCCAUGCCCGGCGGCGGCCGAGACCCCAUAUAGCGGUGGCGGCCUGGUGGGCUACGGCCUGGUGGACUUCCCCCCAGCCUACCUGCCCAGCCCUGGACAGGCCCGGCUGCCCAAGGGCACCAAGGUGCGGAUGUCAGCCCAGCGCCGGAGGAAAGCCAGUGAGAGGGAGAAGCUGCGGAUGAGGACCCUGGCCGACGCGCUGCACACACUGCGCAACUACCUGCCGCCUGCCUACAGCCAGCGGGGACAGCCCCUCACCAAAAUACAGACCCUCAAGUGCACCAUCAAGUACAUCAGCGAACUGACGGAGCUCCUCAACAGUGUCAAGAGGGCGUAGGGCCCAGCUGGAGCACCUACCCUGGCACCCCGAGGCUCUGCUGUGGAAGAGCCUCUUAAAAAAAGACAACAAAACCAGUCCAAUUUCUUCUUUGUUGGAGCGUGGUUUCAUGGGGUGACAGAGGAACAUGAGGGAGGGAGAGCGAGGGUUGCUGCGUACGUAGGACGUGAUGCUGGAAGGUGAUGUAGGGCUGCCUAAAGCCUGAGCUGCAAGUUGCUGAGAUGGAAGUCUUGCUUUUUGUUUUUCUUAUGCUCCUGUUUUGUUUGUCUUUUUUUGUUUAUUUUAAUGAUAAGCUUCUGACAAAUUUUAAAGCUGAUCUGAUACAAACCAGAAAGCCAUCUGAAUGUCCUAGGAUUUACAUAUCUGUGUUCUGACUGAUCUUCUGUUUACUGCAGACCACAGUAAAUCCAUAGCUUUUAAAGUGAAUUUGUAAGAAGUAACAACAAUCGCAUAUGAUUUAUAAGUAUAUUGAUUUGUAGGCACUUUAAUAUUAGGAUGAGGAGGAACAUGUUUAGCUAGUUCAAGUAUUACUUAUUUGUCUACAUUUCCUCUGUACUUGAAAAUCAAGAAAAGAAGUAAUAGCAAGAACUUCUUUGCUCAUAACAAAUGCCAUAUUCUGUAACAAUGCCAUAGUCUGUGCUUUGUAUUACAUAUCUGGUAGAUAAGUAAAGUCUAAAACUGACCAUUAAAUUCUGGAAAUGAAAUAUAAACCAACUGAUCUUAUAUAGAU
Molecule: messenger RNA, 1302 nt
Organism: Gallus gallus (chicken)
Lineage: Eukaryota; Metazoa; Chordata; Aves; Galliformes; Phasianidae
Gene: MSGN1
Product: mesogenin 1
Exons: 1
Coding region: 63-572 (169 amino acids)
Biological process (GO): regulation of transcription by RNA polymerase II; mesoderm formation
Cellular component (GO): nucleus
Molecular function (GO): RNA polymerase II cis-regulatory region sequence-specific DNA binding; protein dimerization activity; DNA-binding transcription factor activity, RNA polymerase II-specific
Source: RefSeq, marked validated